UUAACCUGCAGAAUUUUAAGCAAAAUGGCGACACUGUAAUGGAUGGAGGACGAAAAACGUACAGUGUCAAGUGUAAUGACAAACUUGAUAAUUGUUAUUGUUUCCUGCAUUGGGAAGGUGGGUUUUCAGAAGACCGUAGAGUGGAACCAAUGGUUUGGAACAGAUUGAACAUACUGGGGAGAUGGCUGAUAUAAAGCCAAAUGCACAAGAGGACAAAGAAGGAGAUGUGGUGGAACCAUUGUGUAAUAGCUCCGUUGCCACUCAGGAGCCAUUACAGCGUCACACAUCCUCCCUUAAGAACAAUGCUGCAAGGUUGUCAGAGCAGCUGUCCUCUGACAGACUCCCAAACCCUUUAAAUGGAGCACAGCCCAGUCCAAUUGUACCCAGCAGUGUCCCUGCUGUUCCCCACACAGCCCAAGCAGCCCAUUCACUACCUUUCGUAGCACUUGUUAAUGGACCUGCUUCACACCCUAACUCAGAGGAGAGCUGUGGCCUGAACAAAGACAGCACAACGCCCAACAAUGUCCUGGUGGAGGCCCAGGACACCCAACUAUGGCAAGCAGGGAGGGACACAAGCCCUCAGGUGUUACCGCCACCCAGUGAGCUUCAAUCAGACGCCCUGAAGAACCCAGCAGGGCCAGGGCCUGUUCUGAAAACAUUAGCCACCACGCAGCCAGAGGCCAACAACACGUCACCAUCUGACUCUGGGGAGAGUGAGGCUGAACUUCCCUACCAGGCCCGUGACACCACCUUGUCAGACCACAGUCCACAGCCUCACCAAACGCCAGUUAACCAAAUAUGGACGGCUGAGGGAGUCAAGGCUAGAGCUAGAUCUAUAUGGGACUUACACACCACAGAGUCCUCUGAGAGCUCGUCGGACGGUUCUGACGGGGCUAACUCACUACACUGGGAUUCUCAGAAAGAGCUCAUACGGGUGUUGUGGAACAAUCGUAACGUUGACAACAGCUUACAGGAAAACACUGCGGGAGUGGGAGUGAUGCCUCAGCUUACCAGCCAAAGACAGAGGAAGCGUAAAAUACACCUGGUGGGUACGACAGGCUCUCCUGAAAAGGUUUACAACAGCAGCUCGAAUCACACCUACAAAAAGUGGCAUAUUGAAGAGGAGGAAGAUGAUGACGAGGAUUUUAACAUCGCCAACGUAAAUGAUGAGGAUUUCCCUUGUAAAAAGGCUGAUGUACAAUCUUCUGUGAAUUCAUGUCAAGAGCAUCCCAGUGACAGUCCUGUAAUCAUCAAGAAAGUGAUUAUAAGAGCAGAUUGCCACGAAGACAAUCACUCCGACUCCCUCUUUAGUAGAAAACCCAAGCAGCUAAAGACAGAGCAAUCCGAACAAGAACCAUCGUUUUUCCCAUGCACAAAGUGCAAUGUUAAUUUCAAGGAGAAAAGGCAUUUGCAUAGACAUAUGAUGUAUCAUUUAGAUGGGCAUAAUCAUCAGAUACGCCACCACGAGAACGUUCCAAGGCCUUUUAUAUGCAGGGAGUGUGGGCGUUCGUUCCGCGAUCGCAACUCCCUCCUCAAGCACAUGAUUAUCCACCAGGAGAGACGGGAGAAACUUAUGGAGGAGAUACAGGGACUCAACAAACUCCGAGACGAAGGCAGGAACGCCAAGCUGCAGUGCCCGCAGUGUGUGUUCGGGACCAACUGCCCCAAGACGUUCGUCCAGCACGCCAAGACACAUGAGAAGGACAAACGUUAUUACUGUUGCGAGGAGUGCAACCACAUGGCCCUGACAGAACGGGAGCUUGAAGCACACCUGUACGCGGUGCACUGUGACACACUGCAGUACAAGUACAAGAACAUGAUCAAAGAUGAGGAGUCAGAGUUUCCUACAAAUAACAAUGAAGAUAAUGAAUCAAGAUAUGUUGUGUUUCACUGUAAAGUGUGCCCUUUCAGCACCCAGAAUCAAAAUGACCUGAAGAGCCAUUGUGACCUAAUACACCAGUUUUGUGAAGAUGAAUGUGAAAGUCCACCGUUUAACAAAGCAUCUGACCAUCAAGAUCAAUAUAGGCUAGCUGGCCCGUCCAAAAAAGCAGAUUUAAAACUCCUACAGCUGAAGCAAAAUUUCUGUAUUAAAAAGCCUGCUUUCUGGAAAAGAGCAGAUUUGCCCUUUUGGUCUAGUAGUGUAGCUGACUUUUACACGAGAAACAAAGCAGACGCACAGAAGUAUUAUAAAGAUCUUACCGCCUCCCAGUUCAAAUGUAGUCUUGGCAGCUCAACAAACAAGCUGUCACCAUCUAUGUGGAGGAGCGACAAGCCAAACAAAUUAUCUCCCAAACCAACAGAGAAAAUAGACGUGACAACAGGUCUCCCUUAUGUUGAGGAAGACAAUCAACAAUACGACCAUGUCAUUUCAGGAAUCUCAGAAAGGACAAAAUAUCCCUCAAAUGUUGAUGUGUUGGUUACAUCCAAGAUGGCUAAAAUAGGCCAGAUGCUAAAUUAUAGCUAUGACUCUGACAAGAGUCAGGGAGAUAGCAACGACUUGACCUGCAGGAAGUCAGAGCCCCAAAAUGUUACCCGAAAGUCUCCAUCCAAACGAAAAAUGUCCACACCAUUCCGCAACACUGUGGACAAGGUGGUUGAUAAUGUUUUUCCAAAACUGAACCCAAAGUUAAGAGAGACUACCACUCCUGAAGACACAGAAGAUGAUGAUUAUGAGGACACGUAUGACUUUAGUGCCUACACCAGCGAGGCUACAGCCAAUUUCCUGGAUAGUAGUGAGAAUGAGAGGAAUCCCUAUGCCCGUAGCUACUUCAUACGCAGACAGAGGGGUUCUUUUGUUAAAGAAGAUCCUACACCUGCUGCUGAUGUCGGACAUUUUGAAAAGAACGCUACUCAGGCUGACCACCAUUUUGAAAAGACUGAAGUCAAGGAGGGGGAGUAUGACAGCGAUGACAUACAGAAGCUUAUCAUCAAAGAGGAGUGUAUAGAAAGCUCAGUGUGUGACGAUUCUCCGGAGUCACCCACCACCACCAAAACACACAACCAAAGUCUCUCCUAUGAGUAUGACGUCUCCCCUCCAUUUGGGUCAGAAAGAAAGUCCUGCCCCUAUUGUCCUGCUGUGUUUGAGUCUGGGGUGGGCUUGUCCAAUCACGUGCGAGGGCACCUGCACAGGGUGGGGCUGAGUUAUGAUGCUCGCCACGUGGUGUCACCUGAGCAGGUAGCUUCACAGGACCGACAGCCACGCAUACGCAGGAAGAUCCCCUCUGUGGCACGGAGGAUCAAAAAAGCUGAGAAGCCGGAGUCUCAGGCGGAGCACACCUGUCCCUUGUGCUGUGGCUGGUUCGACACCAACACGGGCCUCUCCAAUCAUGUGAGGGGACAUCUAAAGCGGAUAGGGAAGACCAGCACCACCAGCACCAGUAAGAGUCCAGUGUGUAUCCUUAACGAGCUGCUACAGGAUGAGCAGGAACACCAGAACAUCCUCCAGACCCUCAACAGGAAGCAGUUCCUCUCUCGACCAAUCAUCUCCCAGAAGUUCAUCGGGAGUGAUGGGCUCUUCCUGACACCCACAGGGUUCCCAGUGAAGAUCCAACAUGGCUGCCAGCCAGGCCAAGAUGGCAAUUCCACUUCAUGGGGGCCCAGUGCAACUACACCCAGGCAGGAGGAAGUUAAGGGAGAGAAGUUCUUUUCUGAAAGGAAAAGUAUAGAGAUACGAGGGGUCAGGGAACCUUCCCAGGGCACUUUAGUAGAGCUGCUGAGGAAGAGGAAGUUGGACAAGGAGCAGGGGCAGCUGAGGGAUAACAGCAGAUCGUAUGAUGCAGAUACUAAUCACUUUACUGUGACCAAAGAGAGGUUUGAGGAGAGACAGAACCAACAGGCCAGCAAUCUGGAACCACACUGGGCCCAAGAAAGAUUAAUAAAGAUGUCUAAAUCAGAUAUCGGAGCCUCCCGAGUGGCGCAGCGGUCUAAGGCAUCACUACAGACUACACACUACGAUCCCAGGCUGUGUCACAACUGGCUGUAACCGGGAGUCCCAUAGGGCGCAGCACAAUUGGCCCAGCCAUCUCAUCCGGGCUAGUGGAGGGUUUGGCCGGGGGGGCCGGCUCUGUAGUUGGCUCAUUGCACUCUAUCAACUCCUUGUGGCAGGCUGGGCACCUGCAGGCUGACUUCGGUCGUCAGUUGAACAGUGUUUCCUCCAACAUAUUGGUGUAGCUGGCUUCCGAGUUAAGCGGGCGGGUGUUAAGGAGCGCGGUUGGGUGGUCAUGUUUCGGAGGACGCAUAACUCGACCUUCGUGUCUCCCGAGCCUGUUGGGGAGUUGCAGCAAUGAGACAAGAACGUAAUUGAAAUUGAGAGGGAAACGGGGGUAAAAUACAAAAUACAAAAAAAAUAUGGAUUUUUUUAGAUGUCCAUCUCAAUUCUAAUGAUUGGCCGUUCUGUGGCUGACAUUGUUGAAUGUCAUAGUGACUUUUUACAUUAUAGCUGAAAGCUGAAACCUUAAAAGGGAGAAUAGACUGACUCUGACAUUCAGAUUUAAUCACCUAACUAAGGUUUUUACACCAUUUUGGUGUAAUCAGUGUUAUGUUAAAUGGAGAUUUAACACAUACAGUGGGGAGAAUACUGUAUAAUAUAUACUUAAGCUUUUUUUAUGGGCAUUAGUUAAUUAAUCAAGAAGAGAUUCAUUUUGCACAUGCAAUUGUUGCAAACGAUUUGCAGGUAAUUUAAAUAACCUUUAGUGGCUUGUCAUGGUUAAAAAACACCUCCGUAGCAGAUGUUUUCCCCCCUAUUAGGUGUGAAAUGAAUGGGAAGCUGUCUCUAUAAUUUUCACACCACUGCCAGUAGCUUCAGGACAGCCUGCAUAGAAACUUGGUGUGGGCUUGUCAUACAAUCAAAUCUGCUCUAAAGGGUGUACAGAGAGACCUUUCCUAAUGAAACGCUUUUAUGAUUUAACAUGCUCUAGAUGUAGCCUGUAGUGACAUGCCAAACUAUUGUAAUUCAUGUGCAAUAUUGACACAAUCAGCACAGUAUGAAUUUCUUAUCAUAGCCUAAAUCAAAUUCUAAACCCAGGUGAAAAUAGGCACCCUGGAGUUCUUAGAUUGUGAUAAACAUUACUCUCAACAAUACAUCUCCAACUGCAGAGUGCAAAACAGAUCUUUCCAAUAUGAAAACAGAUGGAGGAAGAGGUGAUGGCACUCAGGGAAUAGCAGUUUACUUCAUGUUCAUCUCUAUGUGCUCUGUAGUCACUUUUAGCCAUAUUUCUUCAGAUUUUUCCUUAGUCACCUCAACUCACCUCCAGAUUAUAUUUGUCAAAGACGCUCAUCAAAGACCCUGAAACCAAACAAUUUAUUUAGAUGUAAUGUGUGUAGAAGUUGAACAAACAAAAUGUCUCUAAUGGAAGAUAACUGAUAAUGAAGUAAAAAACUAAUGGAGCGAGGUAAUCCGGAGGCUUAUGGGCAUUUGAAUAAAAUGCUAUACUCUUGACACUAUUUCAAAGGCAUUCUCUUGCAAGAAAAGUGUUGUUAAGGAGUGUUUUGAACAUAUUUUACAUUUUGAACUGAAGUUCUGUGUGCUUUGCUUUCUUUUGAAAUGUCUCUUUCCCUUUCACAUGUUUCACU
Molecule: messenger RNA, 5571 nt
Organism: Oncorhynchus tshawytscha (Chinook salmon)
Lineage: Eukaryota; Metazoa; Chordata; Actinopteri; Salmoniformes; Salmonidae
Product: zinc finger protein 644-like
Exons: 7
Coding region: 182-3982 (1266 amino acids)
Biological process (GO): regulation of transcription by RNA polymerase II
Cellular component (GO): nucleus
Molecular function (GO): RNA polymerase II cis-regulatory region sequence-specific DNA binding; DNA-binding transcription factor activity, RNA polymerase II-specific
Source: RefSeq, a predicted model, not a curated record